Messenger RNA from Vespa crabro (European hornet), 588 nucleotides. RefSeq lists its product as uncharacterized. The transcript has 2 exons. The record is from RefSeq and is a predicted model, not a curated record. Lineage: Eukaryota; Metazoa; Arthropoda; Insecta; Hymenoptera; Vespidae. The coding region runs from base 1 to 588 and encodes 195 amino acids.
AUGUACAACAUGUGUCUCAGGGAGAGCUUCUUCCCCGUCCCGGGGAAGAAAGCGAGACUUGUGCUCAUAGGCAAGGGCAAUGGUCCAACAGAUGCCGCUUCGUCAUACAGGCCUAUUUGUAUGCUCGAUACGGCUGCCAUGAUCCUGUCGAAGUUGCCUAGGCCACGGCUGCACGCUGCCGUGAGGGCAGCGGACGAUGUUGCUGCCCGCCAGUAUGAAUUUCGAUCCGGCCUCUCCACCAUCCACGCAAUCCAAGAGGUUGUAACGGUCGCUAAAAUGACGGCGCAGGAAUCAUCUAUCUCGCAUUUUGUGUCUGCUGGUCAACUUAAACAUGAAAAUUCCUUCAACUCCUCGAGUGAAAGGUAUUCGGGUGAUUCAAGAACCUAUACGACGCUGGACUUGGAAAUAUUCCGCCUAGUCAUGGGACAGUUAUGCGAGCGCCUCUCGACCAAUGCUGUUGUCGGUCUUGGAAAUAUAUCGACUAUUCGGGGAAAAAAUAUGCAAUUAUCUUGGGAACGAAUGCUACACUCGGGCAUGGAGAUCUUCCGGCUAGUCGAAGGAAAUUUAUUUGAGUUAUAUUGCAACUAA